This is a messenger RNA of Penicillium waksmanii, 1203 nucleotides long. RefSeq lists its product as uncharacterized. The transcript has a single exon. The record is from RefSeq and is a predicted model, not a curated record. Lineage: Eukaryota; Fungi; Ascomycota; Eurotiomycetes; Eurotiales; Aspergillaceae. The coding region runs from base 1 to 1203 and encodes 400 amino acids.
AUGACGGAUGGAAUGAUCGAUGAGCCCCAUGUUCACAGUUUUGCCAACGCGCUUCCGGGAGCUGGUGUGCACGGCACAGCCUGUGUCAUUGUCCUUUUCGGGUCUGCUACUCAUUCUCCAUUUUCAUGCAAUGUUUCCGUGGGCAUCUCUGUUUUCGCCGUCGCUCCGCAUUGCAUAUUCCUUUUCCACGACGUAAGAAGUGAAAAGGUUUAUGUUUUCCAGGCAAAAGGUUGCUUCGCGACGCUACUGCCAAAAGACAAACGAUUUGCAGCUUUUGGGGAGUGGACGCGAUGGACUGACUUGGUCAGAAUUGACUAUAAAGAUCUGGCACGGGUCAGGGUACCAGCUGCCACCAAACUAUCCCAAGACUCAGUGCUACUUCCGGAUGGACGGAAAUUCGACAUGAACAGCAUUUACAACAAUAAUAUGUCAGAUGCGGAUAAAAUGGACUUACUUUCCGACUACACGGCUCUGGAUGUUAUCAUUCUGGCCGCGAAAACUCGGGGAAGAGACACAGAGGUAAAAUCGUGGAUCUCCAAUGCUCGCACUGCGAGAGAAUCCCAAAGCCUCAUGUUUCUGCGACGUGAGGAUUCGGGCGGACAAGCGAGAUUUUACCUCUUAUCCAUCCUGGAACAUGCAGUUCGCAAAAGUAUCGUCGCAGAUCAACCCGAGCUCAUGUGGCAGAAUAUCCGAACAUCAUCUGACUCUAUAAAUGGUCUGAAAUUCAACCUUCAUGACCAACAUGCCAAGAACUGGCACGCAUUUGAAAAACAACUCAACUCAGAAUCAGAUCUGUCGACAAAAAUGUAUCGGGUUUUUGACGAUGUGAUUACCACCAUGAAUACAUACAAGGAAUGUGGGACGAGUUCUCCUGCAAUGCUGAUGCCCAUGACGUCCCCUCCAGUAGGGCAUGCUAGAGACCAGAGGAUGAGUCCUUUGCAUAGUCCAAAUAAUCAGAGACAUGUUCCCUAUAUGUCGAGGAGCAGAGCACAGAUAUCAUCAGCAGCGCAAGAUCUUCUGUUUCUUCAUGAAUUCAAAGGCAGAAGACAAUUCCACGGCAGCUCUUACCUGAGAGAAGCAAAUUACAGUACUUGCUACGUAUGCGGACAAGAAGAUGUCAUCCAGACACUCCUACUGCAGAAGUACCGAGGAGACGAGGAAACCCCCAACUUCCCAAAAAAAGCACAGUCACGCCAAACAUAA